This is a messenger RNA of Gloeophyllum trabeum ATCC 11539, 3397 nucleotides long. RefSeq lists its product as uncharacterized. The coding region runs from base 25 to 3309 and encodes 1094 amino acids. The record is from RefSeq and is a predicted model, not a curated record. Gene Ontology annotation, molecular function: Hsp90 protein binding; telomeric repeat DNA binding. The transcript has 6 exons. Gene Ontology annotation, biological process: telomere maintenance via telomerase; protein stabilization. Lineage: Eukaryota; Fungi; Basidiomycota; Agaricomycetes; Gloeophyllales; Gloeophyllaceae. Gene Ontology annotation, cellular component: cytosol.
UACCAGCUUGCUCGAGUGGAUCUUAUGUCUGCGGAAUACAUCGACGCGACGGUAACCCUGAUCCAUGAACACAUCUCCCGCUUACAGCAACCCAUCUCCUCCCUUCCCGCUCUCACUUCACUGUUGUACUCGCCUCUGUCUGCGUUAUCCCUUGUCCGAAGGAACUCGAAGAUCGAAAUCCUUGGGGAGUUCACUCAAGCUCUAGAUAAUGCCGUUUCUGUCAAGCAUAUACCUUUGUUGCAGCGAGCCUUACUCGAGCACAUCGUCCCGAGGUGGUGGGAAGCACUAGAGGAGGAGGGAAGCUUACAUCUUCUGGAGCGCUAUUUCUACCCCCUUGGCGAUGAGAGCUCUAGGAGAGCGAGGGAUGGCGUGGUGAGUGAGCUCGUGUGCUCCGCAUACACGACUCUGCUCUCUGUGCCACUGAACGCAUAUUCCCUGCGGCUGCUCGCGACGCUGGUGGAGAGAUGUCCUGUGGAUCGCGUGCACCAUCUUAUAUUUGAUGCGGGGAUAACUGGAGGCCGUGGAGGGAGGGAGAGGAAGUCGGUGCUCUGGGAGGAUUUUGUGAGGAACGCGGUUGCUGUACCUGGGAAGGUCGCGAAUGCCGUUAUGGGAGCAAAAGGCAGAGCGGCGAAUGGAACAUGGGUGGAGGAAUUACCUGAAGGACUGGACUAUGGCUCUUACUUCGAUAAUAUUUGCGUUGGGUGUGAGGCCCUGAUUGCAGAUGCUAGCUCAAGGAAAUCGGCCGCCAAGAAAGAUGACCUGAGCUCUAUAUCAUAUCUCCUGGCAAAACUAAUGACACUCGGCCUAUUCCUGCCCACCCAACCGUCUGCACCUUCCCAGCCCUCGUUCUUCCGUAGCACCCUACAGACAAUACGAACCCGGAUAUCCUCCUACCAAGAUCAAGCAUACUCUCGAACGUGGCAGACUCUUAUAUUAUCGUUACCCUCGUCCCACAACCUCCGCACCUUCCUUACGUCCCUCCUGGGGCACCUCGAACUUAAUGUACCUGCUGCCCCUGCCGAUAACGGGUACCCUGGGCUGUCUUCGGCACUCGAUGCUCGGCUACAGGUCAAGUAUGAAGCGUUACUUCUGAGACGAAUUGUCGGUGCUCUCGGACGCGCGCAAGACACAUCCGAGGAGAAGGAUAAAUCGGAGCUUUGGGAAAGCAUCACAGCUGUCGUACUUGGAGGUAAAUUAUGGGGCAAUUUUGGAGCCAGGGUGGUUGUAUGCUGGGUUGCAGGGGCGGGGGAAGGUAAUAGCCCAGACACCGAAGCGCUGCAGAUCUUCCUUGACAGAGUGACGGAGGUAUGGACCACCCCGGAGCAUAUCAAACACUCCCUUCUCUCAUUCCAUCGAUAUAUGACCCUGCUUAUGCUUUUGACCCUCUCGCACCUCCCUUCUCCGAGUAUCACAUCCAGCAAUGCGACUCCGGAGGGUACAACACCGCUCUCCGUGUCUUAUACCGAGCUGGCAUUUUCCCCGCCUUUCAUUAAGUCCAUCUCGCAGUAUAUUUCCCACCUUGAUAGUGGUGUUCGAGCGUGCGGGAUGAUAGUCGCCGAGCGUGUGGCUGCAAGGGUGGGUAAAAAGAUAGGUUUCGAAAUACAUAGUCAGGAUGGCUGGGUGACAGCAGUGGAGACGCUCUUGGUAGCCAAUGAUGUGGAUGCAGAAGGAGCAGUUUCGGACACCCAGGAGGAAAUGGCGGUUCUCAUGGAGCAGUAUGUGGCCUAUCCUGAAGAAAUUUCUGCGAAGAAACCGCAGACGCCCGACUCCGACGACGAUUCGCUGAUCUCGUACUCUUCCUCGCGCUCACGUAGCCCCUCGCCGACUCCUUCCCUCAUCUCCGACAUCGAGAAAGACCCUACGCUCCUGGGGACUAACAAUCGGCCUAUCCCCAAACCGGUUUAUCUCUUACAGCUCGGAGAGAUGCUUAGAGGGGGCACCGGGAAGGGGCUUGGUGGGAUAGGAAUUAUGACUGCGGUAGGCGGGGGUGAAAACGAGGCGAAGGGCGAGACGUGGGAGGAGGCAGCGAGGCUUGAGACAGCGCUGAACUGCGCGGAGGAGCUAAUUAGGAAGAGAAGGGGGUUCGGUGCUGAACUGGAGGAGAACGCUGUAAACCUCGCGUAUGCGCUCAUCGGUUUACAGAAUAACUACGAGCUCGAGGGCUUCAAUGUCAAGAGACAGGCGGCGCUGAACGCACUUGUAGCUUGUUGCCCUAGGAAGGCUGCGCCAACGAUCAUCGAGCAAUUCUUCAUUAAUCAGUACUCCACCGAUCAACGCUAUGUGAUGCUCAACGCACUUGCCAUGGGUGCACGCGAGUUAGCAUCCUUGAGUAUCCCUGCGGAGGCCCCUGUCCAGCCACUCAGUGGUGAUCGAGUUUCAUUCCCCAGUAAGAGACUACCGCCUUCCUUGCAUAGAAAAUACCUGGAAGCUGCUGGUCAGGUGACAGGCGAUGCCGAUCCGGUGCAAAAGAUGUUAAUGGACAUCAGCAAGAAUGCCAUCGACAAAUCGAAGGAACCAGCCGAGGACCAAGUGCCGGAGCUGGUCAGAGAGCGGAGGCUCCGAGUUAGACAAUCUGCGAAGGUGGCGGAGGUUAAACCUUCAUCGCCUGCCGCAGUGCUGGGCAGAGUGCAGUCUACCUCCGCUCAGUUAACCAUCUUCACUGAAGUGGCUGCCGAAUUUUUCAUAUGUCCCCUUAUCAACAGAUUUUGGCUCUUUCUCCGCGACGAGCAGGCAAGGGAAGAGCGUACGUCUCAUCAUCAAGACCGGAUAUGGCAAUAUCGCGCUGCUGGGACGGGAUUAAUACUCAACCCGGUUGUGUUAUCACAUUUCAUUGCCACUCUCGCAGUGCUUGUCCAUGCCGCGAGGAACGCAAAAGAGUGGCUCGCUGUUAUCGCACCUGAUGCGUUGGAAUUGGCGGUGACGUUGGGUACAAGGCCCAUGUCCAAGUUGGAAGACGAGGACGAGGAAGGGAAGAAGGUCAAGCUCGACGUACAUGAAGGCCUGACGGACGGGGGCGACUGGAGAAACAAAGAGGCAGCUGUUCUUAGCGUAGCCUUAGAGUUGACGCUGGUUGUGCUCGACGGAGCAUUGGAUCUCGACGGCGGUCGUACUCUGGGCUUAGAGCACACUGCGCUGCUCCUGGGAGCAGGUGAGUGGGCUGGGAAGGUUUUCGGCCUCCUGGACAAGGGCUUCAAGCUCGGCGGAGGUGGAGGAGUGCAGGAGGUUCGCUUGAGGAGGGCAGCUGCUGGUGUUCUCUUGAAGGUGGACGAACUGACUUCAAAAUGGAGAAGAUCAAUGAUCAGUCUGUAGCAGAUCUUCCAUCUGUAUUGGCUUGUGAUAUGUAUGUAAAAUCCUUCUCGUGCUUCCACCGUGCAAAAUCCCAGAACCUGGUAUAAAG